Molecule: messenger RNA, 5468 nt
Organism: Ipomoea triloba (trilobed morning glory)
Lineage: Eukaryota; Viridiplantae; Streptophyta; Magnoliopsida; Solanales; Convolvulaceae
Product: UDP-glucose:glycoprotein glucosyltransferase
Exons: 37
Coding region: 143-5095 (1650 amino acids)
Cellular component (GO): endoplasmic reticulum
Molecular function (GO): UDP-glucose:glycoprotein glucosyltransferase activity
Source: RefSeq, a predicted model, not a curated record
UUGAGCCCCAGCAAAGUCUUGCUCUUCAGUGCUGCGAUCUCGGUCGAGAAACCAUAAGAACACCGAAAAACUAGAAAAAGCUUCAAUCUUUGAUUGCAAUUUCAUCAAUGAGCUUGUCGUGAUUAGCCUGGCUGGAUACACCAUGGAAUUCAUCAAAACUUCAAGAAUGAGCCCGCGGACACGUUUCAGAUUUGGCCUUUGCGCGGUGAUCGUUGCGGUUCUCUGCGUACAUCUAUCUUCGUAUUCAGUUUCUGCAGCGAAUAGUAAACCUAAAAACGUGCAGGUGGCUCUCAGGGCCAAGUGGCCUGGCACCUCCAUACUUCUGGAAGCAGGGGAAUUGCUAUCAAAGGAAUGGAAAGGUCUUUACUGGGACUUCAUUGACAUGUGGCUUCAUUCUGCUGAUGGAGACACUGAUUGUAAAUCUGCCCAAGAUUGUGUAAAGAAAAUUGGAAAAUAUGGGAAAUCAUUUUUAAGUGAAUCCCUGGCAUCGGUGUUUGAAUUAUCUCUUACACUUCGAUCAGCAUCUCCUACAAUAGUGCUAUAUCGACAGUUAGCAGAAGAAUCUCUUUCUUCAUUUCCUCUGGUUGAUGAUAUCAGCUCAGACUCCACAAGUGAGGAACUUUCUGAGCCAAGUGAAAUCACAGAAACCAAAAAGGCUGAACCUUUCCUUUCAGGUGUGGAUCAACAAAGUCGUAAGGAUAAAUGCUGUUGGGUUGAUACUGGUGGGUCUCUGUUUUUUGAUGUCCCAGAGUUACUAUUGUGGCUUAAAAGCCCAAAAGCAGUAGCUGGUGAUACAUUUCAGCAGCCUGAGCUAUUUGAAUUUGAUCAUGUCCAUCCUGAUUCAAGUAUAGGAAAUCCCAUCACUAUAUUGUAUGGAUCUCUUGGGACUGAAUGCUUUAAAGAAUUUCAUCAUAUAUUGGUGAAUGCUGCCAGAGAGGGGAAAGCUUACUAUGUUGUUAGACCUGUAUUACCCUCAGGCUGUGAAUCAAAGAGUGGUCCUUGUGGGUCUGUUGGCACAAGAGACUCUUUAAACUUGGGUGGCUAUGGUGUGGAACUUGCUUUGAAGAACAUGGAAUAUAAAGCUAUGGAUGACAGCACAGUGAAGAAAGGGGUCAUUCUUGAAGAUCCUCAAACUGAAGAUCUUAGCCAAGAAGUCAGGGGAUUUAUAUUUUCAAGGAUUCUGGAACGUAAGCCAGAGUUAAAAUCUGAAAUCAUGGCUUUCAGGGAUUAUCUUCUGUCAUCAGCAAUUUCUGAUACACUAGAUGUCUGGGAACUUAAAGACUUGGGACAUCAAACUGCACAGAGAAUUGUUCAUGCUGCUGAUCCUUUGCUGACCAUGCAAGGAAUUAACCAAAACUUUCCUAGUGUGGUCUCUUCUUUAUCACGAAUGAAGCUCAAUGAGUCAAUCAAGGAUGAAAUUAUUGAAAACCAGCGAAUGAUCCCUCCGGGGAAGUCAUUAAUGGCCUUAAAUGGUGCCUUAAUCAAUAUUGAAGAUAUUGACCUCUAUUUGCUGAUUGAAAUGGCUCAUCAGGAGUUAUCGUUAGCUGAUCAAUACUCAAAAUUGAAGAUUCCUCCAACCACUGUGAAGAAACUUCUUUCUACACUACCCCCUUCAGAUGGAAGCUCACUCCGUGUUGAUUUUCGCUCUGACCAUGUUCAUUAUCUAAAUAAUUUGGAGGCUGAUGCAAUGUAUCGACGUUGGCGAAGUAACAUUAAUGAGAUCCUGAUGCCUGUCUUCCCUGGACAAAUGCGUUACAUCCGGAAAAACAUAUUCCAUGCAGUUUAUGUACUAGAUCCUUCAUCCACUCAUGGACUUGAGACCAUUGAUAUGAUUAUUUCUCUAUUUGAGAAUCACAUGCCAAUAAGGUUUGGUGUUAUAUUAUACUCUGCAAAGUUGAUCAAUGAAAUUGAAUCAAAUGAUGGUGAACUUCUCUUUUCUCAAGGGAAAGAUGAUAGUCAAAGUCAGGAAGAUAUUUCCAGUCUGAUUAUACGACUUUUCAUCUAUUUGAAGGAAAAUCAUGGUGCUGCAACAGCUUUCCAGUUUUUGAGCAACAUUAACAAAUUGCGAGUAGAGUCAGGUGCUGAAGAUGCUCCUGAAAUGGACCAUGUUGAGGGGGCAUUCAUUGAAACUGUUUUACCACAAGCAAAAUCACCACCACAAGAUACUUUACUGAAACUGCAAAAGGAGAAUACUUUCAAAGAAGUUUCUCGAGAAAGUUCCAUGUUUGCCCUUAAGCUGGGGUUAUCCAAGCUCCAGUGUUCCCUUUUGAUGAAUGGCCUUGUUAAUGAACCCACUGAGGAUGCUCUUAUGAAUGCCAUGAACGAUGAGCUGCCUAGAAUACAGGAACAAGUUUAUUAUGGACAUAUAGGUUCUCACACAGAUAUUCUGGAGAAAUUCCUGUCAGAAAGUGGUGUUCAGCGCUAUAAUCCUCUGAUAAUAUCUGAUGGGAAGGCCAAACCAAAAUUUGUAUCUCUUUCUGCUGCAACUCUUGAAAAGGAAUCAGUGCUAAAUGACAUCAGCUACUUGCACUCUCCAGAAACCAUUGAUGAUUUAAAGCCUGUGACUCAUCUGCUUGCUGUCAAUAUCACAUCAAAGAAAGGGAUAAGGUUGCUUCGUGAAGGAAUCCGUUAUCUGAUGGAAGGUACUAAAAAUGGACGCCUUGGUGUGUUAUUUAGUGCUACUCAGGAUACUCAUUGGCCAAGCAUCCUUUUUAUGAAAGUCUUCAAAAUUACUGCGUCAUCAUAUAGCCACAAGAAAAGAGUGUUGGAGUUUCUGGAUCAACUUUGCUCAUUCUAUGAGCGUGAAUAUAUUAACUUACCUACUCUAGUUACUGAAAACAAUCAAGCGUUUAUUGAUAAGGUAUUUGAAAUGGCAAGUGCAAAAGGAUUGCCUUCUAAAGGCUAUGAAUCUGCUCUCUCAGGUUUUACGGAUGACAACAUUAAGACAUACUUGUCUAAGGUGGCUAAAUUUUUGUAUAGGCAAGUCGGGCUUGAAUCUGGUGGUGCUGUUGUCAUUACAAAUGGAAGGGUGGUUCACGUUGUCGAGGGCACUACAUUCUUAAGCCAUGAUUUGCAGCUUCUAGAAUCUCUGGAAUUUAAGCAAAGGAUAAAACACAUUGUGGAAAUUGUUGAAGAAGUAAAGUGGGAAGAUGUGGACCCAGACAUGUUAACAAGUAAAUUCAUCAGUGACAUCAUCAUGUCCAUCUCAUCCUCAAUUGCUACACGGGAACGAACUUCUGAAGGUGCUCGUUUUGAGCUUUUGUCAGCAACAUACAGUGCUGUUGUCUUGGAAAAUGAAAAUGCUACCAUUCAUAUCGAUGCUGUUAUUGAUCCUCUGAGUCCCUCUGGUCAAAAGCUGGCUUCUCUUCUUUAUCUACUGUCAAAGUCUGUUCAUCCAAGUAUGAGGCUUGUACUGAAUCCAAUGAGUUCUCUUGUUGAUCUUCCACUGAAGAAUUACUACAGAUAUGUAGCCCCAACAAUGGAUGACUUUAGCAGAACAGAUUUCGCAGUGUAUGGUCCACAAGCAUUUUUUGCAAAUAUGCCACCAUCGAAGACACUAACUAUGAAUCUUGAUGUACCUGAGCCAUGGCUUAUUGAGCCUGUCGUUGCUGUCCACGACCUGGACAAUAUAUUGCUUGAAAACCUCGGGGAGACCAGGACACUGCAAGCCGUGUAUGAACUUGAAGCUCUUGUUCUAACAGGUCAUUGCUCCGAGAAGGAUCACGAUCCUCCCCGAGGUCUUCAGCUGAUCCUUGGAACCAAAAGCACUCCGCACUUGGUUGAUACACUUGUCAUGGCCAAUUUGGGUUACUGGCAAAUGAAAGUCUCUCCCGGAGUUUGGUACCUCCAGCUUGCUCCAGGCAGAAGCUCAGAGCUUUACAUCAUGAAACAGGAUGGUGAUGGAGGUCAGAACACGAUUCUGUCAAAGCGUAUAACGAUAAAUGAUUUACGAGGUAAACUAGUUCACUUGGAAGUGGUGAAGAAAAAAGGAAAGGAACAUGAGAAUUUGCUAGUACCCACGGAUUCAGAUAGCCAUUCACGAGCGAGUAAGAAGGGAAAUCGGAACAGUUGGAAUUCCAAUUUUCUUAAAUGGGCUUCUGGUUUCAUUGGUGGCAGUGACCAGUCAAAAAAGACUGAAAGCGCACCAGAGCUGGGAAGAGGUACUCGUCAUGGCAAAACAAUCAAUAUAUUUUCUGUUGCUUCUGGGCACUUAUAUGAACGCUUCCUAAAAAUUAUGAUAUUGAGUGUUUUGAAGAACACAAAUCGGCCAGUAAAGUUCUGGUUUAUAAAGAACUAUCUCUCUCCACAAUUCAAGGAUGUGAUUCCUCACAUGGCACGGGAAUAUGGUUUUGAGUAUGAAUUAAUCACCUACAAAUGGCCUACAUGGUUACAUAAGCAAAAAGAGAAACAGAGAAUUAUCUGGGCGUACAAAAUUCUCUUUCUCGAUGUCAUUUUCCCCCUUGCUCUGGAGAAGGUUAUAUUUGUCGAUGCAGAUCAGAUUGUCAGAGCAGACAUGGGCGAACUGUAUGACAUGGAUUUGAAAGGGCGACCUCUUGCAUAUACGCCUUUCUGUGAUAACAACAAAGAUAUGGAUGGCUAUCGGUUUUGGAAACAAGGUUUCUGGAAGGACCAUUUGAGGGGAAGACCAUAUCAUAUCAGUGCUCUGUAUGUUGUUGAUCUGCUAAAAUUCCGAGAGACUGCUGCUGGAGAUAACUUGAGAGUAUUCUACGAAACCCUAAGCAAGGAUCCGAACAGUCUAUCUAAUUUGGAUCAGGAUCUCCCCAAUUAUGCCCAGCACACCGUACCCAUCUUUUCACUCCCCCAAGAAUGGCUAUGGUGUGAGUCAUGGUGUGGCAACACGACUAAACCUAAAGCAAAGACCAUCGAUCUCUGCAACAAUCCCAUGACAAAGGAGCCGAAGCUUCAGGGUGCGAAAAGGAUAGUUGCAGAGUGGCCAGAGCUCGACUUGGAAGCAAGAACCUUUACCGCAAAAAUCUUAGGUGAAGAUAUCUCCCCUCAAGAACAACCACCAGCACCACCUGUUCAACCCGCUAAAACAGUUGACGAAGAUUUGGAAUCAAAGGCCGAAUUGUGAAGGCCCUUUACAAGCAUUCCUCAGACCUGUCAGAUCAUGUUGCGUUUCGCUUGGGGCUGCUUCUGCAACAUUAACUACACUACAAACGUAGAGAUAGAACUUGACGCUUUUCUUGUGUCAUACAAAAUCACGAAACCAUUUUUGCUGCUGACCCCUCUGGGAAUAAUAUCAGAGCAAUUUUAGCAUCAAGUACUGCUAGCUCUAGGACAUUACUUGUAGGAAAGCAGUUUGGGGAGUUCCAUAGAAUUGCUGAGGCUUUAGUCCACAUUCAGUCAAUCUGUACAAUUUUGAUACCUUUGAAUUUUAAGGCUAUCUUUCUCUUCACAUUUUGAAAAUAUAAUGCAAAUCAAGUAUUAAGCAUUGAACUAAGAAA